Messenger RNA from Trametes versicolor FP-101664 SS1, 3130 nucleotides. Its product is annotated as COG4-domain-containing protein. NCBI's taxonomy places the organism in Eukaryota, Fungi, Basidiomycota, Agaricomycetes, Polyporales, Polyporaceae. The transcript is spliced from 16 exons. The record is from RefSeq and is a predicted model, not a curated record. The coding region runs from base 1 to 2268 and encodes 755 amino acids.
AUGAACGCGACCGUGAGCACAUCCCCGAGCACGUCCGACCCCCGACGCCUCGCAACCCUCCCCGACAUCCUCGCCCGCCUCUCUGCCAUCCAGUCCGAUGAAUCCGAGCUCUCUGCGGCCCUCGCGGGUCUCCUCUCCGCCCACGAACCCAUAGCGGCCUCCCUGAACAGCCUCAAGUCUCUUGCGCCCCCACUCGAUGCCCUAGUCGCGGACACCCGCCUGUUCGACCAAACCGUCUCGUUUACUGCCCGCACUGCUCAGGAUGUCGGGGGGCGCGUGCAGUCCCUGGAUGAGGAGAUGCGCAGGGUCCGGGAGGCCUCAGAGCGCGUCAGCCAGAUCAUCGAACUCAAGUCCUCUCUAGCAGCGCUACAAAGCUCUAUUGACCAGCAGGACUGGGAAGCCGCUACCCGUCACUGCGCGAGGGCAAUGGCCCUCCCGCUCGACGUCAUCUCCGGCCCGUUCGCAGAGACCGCCGUCCCCACACCAGAGAGCCAUCUUCCCCCCGCACAGACACUCCAAGCUGCGCGCGAACAACUCCUCGCCGUCUUCCGGCGCGAAUUCGACAAGGCCUCCCGCGCGCGCGACGCGAAUGCGACAAGCCGCUUCUUCAAGCUCUUUCCCGCCAUCGGAUGGGAAGCCGAGGGGCUGCAGGCGUACGCAUCCUUCGUCGUCGAGCUCGUCAAAGUGCGCCCGCCCGCGUCCGCGAAGACGUCCUCGCCGCUGUACUACAUCACCGCGCUAACCGCGCUGUUUGAGAGCAUCGCGCUCAUUGUGGACCAGCACCAGCCGGUGGUCGAGAAGUAUUAUGGCGUGGGGAAGAUGGGCCUCGUCCUCGAACGGCUGCUGCAAGAGGCAGACCGCGUCGUGAAGGACCUCGUCGAGGGUUGGGAAGAGGAGCGAUCGAUGAAGCGCAAGCUCUCUGACAUCUCAUCCACACCUCUGUCGGCGGGUAUCCGGCCAAACACUGCAAUCGACCUUGUAGAUGAGGACUUGGUCGACGCCCGCGAAAUUGACAAAGUACUCACAGAAGCUGCCAGCAUGAGCGGGCGAUGGGGCUUGUUCCGCAAGUUCAUGCAUGACCGACUAACGGAAGACAUCGAGGAUGACGAGGACGACGGGGACGAGGACACGACUCAUGCGCGGACGAAUCUUACAAACCCCUCACGUCCCCCUUCAAAUAGCGGCGGUGAAGACACCAUACCUGCCGGCUUCCAAGUGGUCGAGGACUCACAGGCCUGCAAGACCAUCGAAAACAUGCUCACCACAUACUACACUCCCCUGGAAGUAUGGUACACGCGCUGCGCGAUCGAAAAGGCGCACCGAUUAUCCACACACGACCUGUCCCAAACACCAAUCACCACCACGACCCCCGACGACGCCUUCUACAUCCUCAAGUCCGUCCUCUCGCGCAUGCUCUCGACCGCGUCCGCCGCCACGGUCGAGCGCACGUCCAACCAGCUCCGCGACGUCAUGGACAAGGACUACUCCCGAGUGAUCAAGCAAAAGCUCGACAACGUCUACAAAGGCGGCUCCGCCGGGCCCGGCGCGCGCGGGGAGAAGGCCGAGCGCGAAAACCGCCAGUCCUUCAUCAUCCUGCUGAACGACCUGGACGUGUCGUCCUCGCACAUGGAGCGGCUUGCGAAGGACCUGGCCCAAUCCGCGCAUAUCCCGCAGCACUUCCUCGACUCCGAGGUCGACGCCGUGCGCGCCAGCCUGAACGGCUUCGUGAACCUCGUCCCCAAGUUCCGCUCCACGCUCCGGGCGGGCGUGGAGCAGCUCUUCAACCAGCUGCUGCGCCCAAAGCUGCGGACGUUCAUCCCAGACGUGUACAAGGACGUGUCGUACGUCUUGGACGAGGAUGGCUACUCUGGGGCGGAGCUGCAGGACCUCGUCCGCAAGCGCUUCGUCAAGGCCUGGGAGGGGCUGAUCGAGGGGUACAAGGACGCAUUUACGGAGAGCAAUUACCGCUUGUUCUUCGGCCUUGCGCUGGACGUCCUGGUGCGCCCAUGGGAGAAGUUUGUAGUCGGCCUCAAGUACAGCGAGCUCGGCGCGAUCCGAUUCGACCACGACCUCCGAGCGGUGGUUGCCUACCUCUCGUCGCAGACCGUCUUCGGCGACGUGCGCGAGAAGUUCGUCCGCCUGCAGCAGAUCGGCACUCUGCUCAACCUGGACUCGGAGGAAGACGUGGACGAGUUCUACAACGGAUCGGGGAUCGCGUGGCAGCUCAGCCAGCAGGAGGCCCGCGCCGUGGCGAACCUGCGGGUAUAGGAUAUACUAGAUAGUCGGUCCCGAGCCGUAUACAAUCCGUCUGCUACUCUACAUACCAUCAAUAUACAUCGAUACCUUCAGUUAUUGCGUGAACACGCCAUAGUCCUCUACCCUCGCCUGAGCGCGUCAAGCCGUGCUUGCAGGGCAUCCUCGUCUGAAACGUCCGGCGCCGCGGUGUCGCUCUUCCCACCACCACCAGAGGAGGGGGCGCCGCCGACAGGACCGCCGAGCGCAACCGCUUGCCUGGGCUCCGUGAGUGGAGACGAGACUGCGAUGCCAUUCGGCGCAUCGGAAAGCUGCUGGGAGAGGUCGACACCGAUCUCGUCGAGCACCUGCUUGAGGAUCUUGUCACCCUCCUCUUCCUCAUCCUCAAGAUCGUCCUCCAUGACGUCGUCCACCGCCUCAGACAUCAUCUCCUCCUUCAUGUCCAUCGUCGCGCUCUCGCGCUCGAACUCGUUCAUAAUCCGCUGGAUCUGCGGCAAAUUCAAGCCCCGGUUCAUCGCGCCCAUAGCGCGGGUCGCGCCGCGCAUCGCGUCCGCCAUCUGCUGGUUGCUGCGCAGGGUCUGUAUGCGGAGCCCGACCGCCUGCAGCUGCGUACGCAUCUGGUAGAACUUCUGCACGUAGCGGCGGGUGCGCACGAGGUCCUUCGCCAUCACCUUGCACGCGUUCAUCUGGCCGGCCUUUGCGCUCUUCUUGAUGUCCAUGAUGAGCUUCUUCUCCUGCUGCUCGAGCUUGGUGCGCUCGCGGUCGAGCUCGCGCUGCGCCUUGGCAAGCGAGCGUUGGUGCUGCCGCAGCCGCUCCGCGGGGGUCACGCUGCGCCCGAAGAGCGUUUCGAUGAUGUUCAUGGGUGGUGGCGGUCAAG